Molecule: messenger RNA, 1233 nt
Organism: Penicillium daleae
Lineage: Eukaryota; Fungi; Ascomycota; Eurotiomycetes; Eurotiales; Aspergillaceae
Exons: 5
Coding region: 1-1233 (410 amino acids)
Source: RefSeq, a predicted model, not a curated record
AUGUCUUCGUCCUAUUAUGAGCCACAGGGCUGGCAAGCUCCCGCUGCGCGCCAGGUCUCAUGGGAACAGCCCGUGCCGCCCUCCCGGUCAGGCUCGAGCUCCGUUUCCCAGCGCGAUGAUAGCCCGGCUUUUUCCUCCCAAUUUGACGAGGUCGACCGUGCGAUCGACAAUCUCGUCAAGAGCGGCAAGUUGUGGAAUGCUCCUCGCCGGGACUCAAUGCCCAUGAUGAUGGGCCGUCCCUAUCCUGAGUACGACCCGCGCAUGGGUGGUGGCCCCCAGCGACACCAUUCAAUUAGCGAGUUCGACAAUUCCCGGACGCACCCAUCGGGCAACGCACAGGGCUUCUAUGCCUCACAGCGGUACCAGGGCCGCCCCAAUGAGGUUGAGCAAAUGAUGCAGGCAAAGCGUCGGAUGGCGGCACAGCGUGAACGGGAGCUCCGCAACUAUCACCAGGAGCAGCAGUACAACCGAAGCCUCCUCGCCGAAAUGUCAGCAACCAAAUCCGAUCGUUCCACCAGCCCCGCGGCCAGCAUGAGUGAAGACAGUCGCCGUGACCUCCUGGCUCGCCAGCACCGCGCCUUGUACGGCAACGAGAGUCCCGCCUUCUUUCCCCCAGGCCCCCUAUCUGAUGACCACAACAGGGCCGACAGCCAAGCCACCGGUACCCCUUCCUCUGCCGCUCGAGGCUCGUCUCCCCGUGGAGUUGACCCAUUCGGUCUGACCCAGGCCGGAGGUGCUCCUGCCGAGGGGGCAUCCGGUCUUCAGUCCCCAUCCCGUGCCAAUAGUACCUCUUCGCCGAGCUCCGCCAUCAAUGCCGGCUUCACUGAACAGCCUGGUACUUCGGCAUCCUCCCCUGGAGCUGCUGACUCGCCUUCUUCUUCUCGCCAGGGUUCCUCCAAGCCAUCCGCUGGCCCUAUCGGAUCUGUCGGCCCCAUCGGCUCGCGUCCCGUGCCCGGCCAGGCCCCGGCCGCCCCGGCCGCUAACCCAGCCCUGAACAAGCAGCGCGCGACCACACCUCUGCCCUCCCCAUUGGGCUUUGGUUUCACCCCCAGUGAAGCCGCCGCCGCGGGCGAGCGUUCCACGUCUGCCACCUCCAACCCAGCCGUGAUCGCGACCACCAACGCCCCAAGUGCCAAGGACUCGUCGGCCGGCGUCGGCCUCGGCUGGAGCAACAACGGUGGUGUCUGGGGUUCCAAGAGCGGACUCGGCGUGCAGGCCUCGGUCUGGGGCUAA